UACGAAACGCGGAAAUACCUCUCGUAGCAGCUGAUUGCUGUGGCCCGCUAAGUAUCUCCGCGCGGGCCACCAUGUACCGCCGUCCCAUCCUCGCCAAACCUCAAAAAGCUCUCUCGAACGAGGUUGAAGACAGUUUCGCGAUGAGCUGUUCAAACAAAUACAUAUCCUCGAGUUUUCCAUUCCCCCAUAGCAAAGAGCUCUUUGAACCCGACAUCGUGGUCAUUGGUACGCUGAGGAUUUGAGUUUCUCCUUUGCGUUUUGGCUGUCCCCGCCUGGCGCAAGCUAUUCUCACCAACUCACGUCUUCUCGCCGUAGUGGCUGUGGCAAGCCGCUAUCCACGACCAUCCCACCCGCCCCUUGGACAGACCGAAAUUCCAUGGCAGACAGGCCUCUGACGCGAGCUCGCCAACAGUCUGACCGUGAAUCGUCGUACUACCAAAAUACGGAGACAGCCAGCACCAGCAGCAGCGACGAUUGGCAGGCCCCGACCCCAAGUCAAUCAGAACCUUCCAGAUUUCACAGAGUCGUGGACGAAACCCCGUCCUCGCCAUCAGUUACUGUGUCACGCUUACCACCCAGCCCCCCUAAAGACACAAACAGAUCUAUUCGUCUAAAAGUUAAGAUGCCGUCGAGUAAGCUUAGGGAGGUUACUAGUGGGCCUGAAAAACGUCAUCACAAUAUUUUCACAGAACCGGUGAUUGUUACGGGACCAAGAAAUAGCCGAUCGAAGAAAACCCUGGUGGAAGUUGACACAGACGAAGAUGAGGAUUUGGACGAGUCAAUGAAUGAAGAUGGAGAGGAGGAGUCGAAUGUAUCUGAUGCUGAUGGGACGGAUGGUGAAGUAGACCCAAAUGAGAGCGAGGAUGAGGAUGCCGAUGCCGAUGCCGAGACUGAUCCUGACGCUGAUGGUGAUGAUGUUGACAUGGAUGAUGCACCUCCAAUUUCCCCAAGCGCCAAACAGGCUGCGGCACGGCCGACUGUUACAGUUACACCUGCCGGAGGUGGCAGGCUGAAGAAUACCGACACCAAUAUGGACCUUGAUGAUGACGAUGAUGAUGACGAUGAAGAGCUCUCAGAAUUAGAUUCUGAUGCCGACGCCGAUGGGGAACCUGAUGAAACGGCCGUGCCAGAUGAGCCAUCAGAGCUUGUAGAAGACGAGGAGAUAGAAGAAGAAGAGGACGAGGAAGAAGAAGAAGAAGAUGAAGAAGAAGUAGAGAGUGACAGCGGCACUCCUAUUACUGCCAGUCGAGCAAGUACUCCCGAUGUAACGAAGAUGACUAAACGGCAACGAGGCCGUAUGGAGCUUGGGGGUGAUUUCCUACAAUUACCAAUGGAACCGCAGGUGAAGAAACACCUGACUGCUGAAGAGCAUGCCAUGCGACGAGCUGAAAUGGCACGACGACGUAAAAACCUCAGCGAAAAACGCAACGAGGAAGAAAAGAUGGAUACAAUUAACAAAUUACUCAAAAAACAAGCCCCCAAACGACGGGGCAAGAUCUCUGCAGCCGAAACCGCAGCCGCUGGUGACACAACCCCUAGAACCCAAGAACCACAGGAACCCGAAAAGCCUGACCCGAUAAUGAUACGAUAUGUUUCUAACCGUGAUGGUCGUCGCGUUGGGGUGCCGGAGGAAUGGUUUGGGACACCAGCCGGGCGGAUCUUUGGAAAUAUGCCUACGAAUCGGCGUACUGAGCCUAGCCGGGGCCACCGACUUGUGGAAGAGGUGUAAAACCAUUGAAAAUGGCUUUGCUUUCCCUCUGUUAUUCCUUUAUACCAGCGAGGCGUUUAGAGGUGCAUUUCAAUUUCGGACUAUUUUCAUUAAUGUGCGGGAUGGCUUUCAUAUUUAUUGGGAGGCGAGGGCAAUACGGGCAUAUUGUGUAUUACUACCAAAAGGGUGGAGUUAUUUUUUAUAUAUAUCGGUUGGAUAGGGCUAUAAAAUAGUACCCCCGCUUGUAUAAAUUGGAAACUCUGCAUACAAAAACAGCCCUAUUAGUAGGUGUAAUAUAUAGUAGCCCCUGAGUAUCUCGACGUAUAAAAAAUAUAUGCAUAUGCAGACGUUCCCUGUACCUCACUGCCAGCUGAGUAUUUUCUUCGAGGAAACUUCCCAAAAGUUUCGUUGGCUCCUAUUUUUGUUGGACCAUUUUGUGAAUUAAACAUCUUUCGGUCAAAACUUUACGGAGUAAUUGUACUCUUUUUCUUCACAUCGCCAGGCUCAUACCAUAUCUAUCAUUCCCAAACUCUAGGAGACUGUAUAUAUAGGGUCCAGGCGAGCAAGGGGCCCUGGUACGAAGAUUCCUUCAGCCCGAAGCUGGUAAAAUAUCGUCAUAUUGUCUCCUUCGGCUUGGUACCUCUUAGUAGAACCAGCAGGUGACGUCCAUCUCAGCAUGGAAAAUUGCCCUAUGUUUACAGGCGUCCGCACGAUCCUGGCUUUCAAUGUCUAUGCGGGUAG
Blastomyces gilchristii SLH14081 is the source of this 2449-nucleotide messenger RNA. RefSeq lists its product as uncharacterized. Lineage: Eukaryota; Fungi; Ascomycota; Eurotiomycetes; Onygenales; Ajellomycetaceae. Gene Ontology annotation, biological process: chromatin remodeling. The transcript has 4 exons. The record is from RefSeq and is a predicted model, not a curated record. Bases 377 to 1729 code for a protein of 450 amino acids. Gene Ontology annotation, cellular component: Ino80 complex.